AUGUUCAAAAAGAUCGCCGGCCGACGCAAGAAGCCAUCGAACGACGAUGGGCGUAGUUUGCCUGCUGACGACGACAAUGCAUCCGUGAUCUCGCGAGCAGAAUCCAGUAACUCCCUUACGAUCACACCGACUUUCACCGCACCGGAUAGACGGCGCGAGCCAUCUCCAGGUGAGCAGCUUGUCGAGUCUGGACCUCUUGGGCUCAACGUCGUUUACACUCCAGACAAUGGCCGCAAGGUCGACAUCAUAUUCAUUCAUGGGCUCGGUGGAACGAGCAAGUGGACGUGGUCAAAGCAUAGGAACACGGAGCUAUUCUGGCCGCUCACUUUCCUGCCCUUGGAGCAAGAUCUCUGCCUCGCCAGGAUCUUGACCUUUGGAUACAAUGCUUCCUUCCAGAAGGCCGGCAAUGUGUCAUUGUCGCUGCUCGACUUUGCGAAAGACCUAUUGUUCGACCUGAAAUAUGGCAAAGAUCCAGACAUGGACGAGCUGGAUAUGGGAAAAGUGCCCAUAAUCUUUGUCGUCCACAGCAUGGGAGGCCUAGUUGUCAAAGAGGCAAGGCUUAUAUACAAGGGCAAAACGAUCCGGAAUUCGGUCAUGCUCAACUCCAAGCAAUAUGUGGCCGAGCUAGCGAGAAACUCGCUCACGCUACAGAAAUUGAAUGAGCAAUUUCGACAUAUCGCUCCACGACUAGACAUCGUGUCGUUCUAUGAGACGAUGCCUACCCGGAUCAAAAGUGCUCGAGUUAUGGUACUGGAGAAGGAAUCAUCUGUCUUGGGCUAUCCUGGAGAAGUAUCUAAAGCGUUGAGCGCGGAUCACCACGGUAUCUGCAAGUAUGAAGGGCCACAAGACCCGAAUUACAUAACCAUCAGGAACGUGCUGAAGUCCCUCGUCGGCAAGAUCCUCGUCAAAGAUAACGCCAAGCAGCCAGAGCUUUCUGAACGAAGAGCAGCUCUCGACCUGAAGUCCUUGUUCGCACUAUCAGAGCUUCCCGGACUGGACUACAUCUUCUUCCGAGACCAAUGGACGGAGGACACCAACAACUGGAUCAACAGCGACAAGACCUUACUCCAGUGGCGAGAUUCACAAGAUGAUCUGAGCUUGCUAUGGCUGAAUGGCGGGGCGGCGACCGGGAAGUCCAUCCUUGCUUCAACCAUCAUUAAUAAUCUGGCUCAAGACGGACGCAGCUGUCAAUAUUUCUUCAUUCGGCAUGGAGAUCGCAAGAAAAGAUCAUUAAGUUUCUUACUCCGUUCGCUUGCAUUCCAAAUCGCGCAGUCUGCACCAGGCCUCGCUCACCAACUGAACGAACUCAAAGACGAGGGUAUCGACUUUGAGACGGCGGAUUCGAAGAUUAUCUGGGACCGCGUUUUCAAGUCCGUCAUCUUCAAAAUUGUUUUGGAACAGCCACUGUACUGGAUCAUUGACGGUCUGGACGAAAUUGAGUCUCCUAGGAUCGCCAUCAAAAUGCUCCUGGAUAUCACUGCGUGCUCGCCUAUUCGCAUGCUAUUCUCAAGUCGGCGAACUCCGGACAUCACCAGCGCUCUCGAUAGACGUCCUGCAGCUAUUCGCUUCGCGACUCUUGAUAUCGAUGGCCAUCUCGAAGACAUUCGUAUACACGUUCGCCAGGAGCUCAGGGUACCAGGUGGCAAUGAAAUCAAGGAGAGAAUAGAGAGGCAGAUUGUCGAAAAGUCUCAAAACAAUUUCCUGUGGGCUCGACUGGCUGUCGAAAGUGUGAACCAAUGCCACACACUUGAAGAUAUUGACGCAGCACUUCAACAACUCCCUGAAGGCAUGGAUGCUCUAUACGACCGCAUGGCGUCGUCUAUCACAGAAAAUCCCAACCCGCGCGACAAGCAGCUGGCUACGAAGAUCCUUCAAUGUUUGACGUGCUCCCUCCGUGUCCUAUCCGUCUCUGAAAUGGCACAUGCACUUGGCGAGGCCGCAUCGGGGAUAUUGGACCUUCCGCGUACCAUUGGCGACUUGUGCGGAGGAUUUGCGGCUGUGGACAACGAUGGCAAUGUGUCGAUAAUUCACCAUUCUGCUCGUGAGUACCUACUGGAAAGCUCAGACCAGCGGCAACUCAGCAUCGAUCGAGCCACCGCCCACAAAGACUUGUUUCUGAGCUCGAUGCGCCGUCUCAUGUCGACGGGGCUUAGGGCAAAGCUUGGUCGUCAUCAAGCUCCCGAGUUUCUGGAUUACGCCGCGGUCUCGUGGUCGAAUCACCUGCUGCACGUUACGCCCCUCGAUGAUGACAGUCUUUCUACCCUGAAAAGAUUGUUGACGGGCAACUCGAUGCUUACUUGGAUCCAUGCCCUGUCCACCACAGGAAAUCUGCGUGUCCUCGCUCAGACCUCCAAAGAUCUCUCCAAGGUUGCCCGUAAUAUGAGACAACAUUCGAAACUUGACAUUUCCGAGCAAGAGCUAAUCUCGAGUUGGUCUGUGGACCUUCUCAGGAUCAUGGGCAGAUAUGGCAGUCUUCUGCGCCGAAAACCAGACUCCAUCUACAACGCGAUCCCUCCUUUCUGCCCCAAGGGCUCCUCUGUCCACCAACUCUUUGGCAAGUCGGAAGCCUUAUCUGUGAAUGGUAUCUCAACCGAGAAAUGGGAUGACCUGUUUGCGAGGAUUUCUGUGGGCAAAUCGUUCGCAUCUUCCAUCCAGGCUGCUGGGCCGCACGUGGCCGUGCUCGCCGCUCCAGGGAAUGUUCACAUCUACGAAGCGGCCGACUUCCGAGAAUCGAAAGGCAGCCCUAUCCAGCAUGGAGAGCGUGUGGACAGAGUCCAGUUGAACAAUACGGCAUCUCUACUGGUGUCCUACGGCUAUCGGACUACCAAAGUCUGGAAAGUCUCCUCGGGCGAUUGUGUUCUGUCCGUCGACAGCGUCGAGUCAAAGACUAGGCCUUUGACGAUGUUAUUUAUCAACAACGAUUCGACGCUACUUGUCGGCUCCGAUGAUCGGCGGGUUCGCUCACUCAGUAUCGUUGAGGAAAAGCCAGAAUGGGAGAUAAUCGCCGACCUGGAGGAGUUUGGACUCGAGAAACACUUUACCAACUCGGCCAGUCACAUGGCUUUAAGUCCAGACGGCACCAUGAUUACUGUCGGCUAUCGUCGCCACCCCGCCUCGGCAUGGGAAUUAGAGGGCUCGAAUCACAUUGGUUAUUGCCGGCGCAAAGACGACGUGUCCAUGGUCCGUGAGCUGCGAGAUCUUAUUUGGCACCCAUAUCAGCCGGAGGUCUUGGGCCUGACCGUGGAAGGCGUUGUGUUCAAAUGGGCACCCUACGAAGACAGCGUCGAUGAGCUCUCUGCUGAAGCGUCCAAGCUGGCCAUCAGUAACGAUGGCGAGCUGUUUGUCACGGGAGACUCCCAUGGACGAAUAAAGCUGUACACCACUGCCAACUUCUCAUUGCUGUACAAUAUAUCCGCUCAAGAGGCAGUAUUCGGUCUGGCAUUCAGUCCUGAUUCGAAACGCUUCUACGAUAUCAGAGGCUUUCACGCGAAUGCGUGGGAGCCGAACGCACUGGUUAGAUAUGCGGAGAGCUCUGGGGACCUGGACUCGGUGAGCGAGUACUCCAUGUCACAUGUGUCCGAGAGGUCGACAAGUAGUUCUGCAGCAGUCGACCCCAUAACUGCAUUAGCCGGAUCUCCAAGUGGCCGCCUUUACUGCUACGGCACUCAGAAAGGAGUCGUCAGUCUGCAUGAUACCAAGGAAGGCAGGAUCGCCACACUCUACUCGUCUAGGGCAAAGUUUGCGAUAGAACACAUUACCUGGAGCCAUGAUGGAAAACGCAUGUGUACAUCCGACUUCAGCAAACAAAUCGUCGUAUUCACCGCAGCAAACGACUUGGCCGACGCGAAUCCGAGCUACGAGCAAUCAGCAUCAAUACCGAUGCGGAAAUUGACCAAGAGUCCCAUCACUCAGAUACUGUUCCAUCCCUCGUCGAGUCAUAUAGUUGUUCUGGCAUCGCCACAGAUACACACGAUAUCCCUCACCUCCUACUCGGUGGAGAAUUCCAGAGACCUGAGCUCUGCCAUUUCCUGCUGGGUGUGUCACCCAACCAACUCUGAGUUGCUUGUGGGCUUCGGGGCUCACAACAUCACAAUCAUGGACUGGAACCUGGUGGAACAACGGAAAUCUGCCAUCCAAUGGCCACGAGGACCCUGCGAUGAAAAGGCGCCGACGAGCACUCUCUUCCGCGUGGACCGAGUCCACUCUUCUCAUGACAACAACCAUUUUCUGCUGCAAGUAUCCACUGCCGGCGACUCUUCCAGGACCAGUCAAUUGUUCUUCCUGAAGACGCCUGAUUUAUCAUCACACGAACGAUCCGAAGACGCGACGGGCACGUCUUCACCGACAAUUUGCCUGCACCGCAUGCUGUCCCUGCUAUACCAAGACGUUUCACUUGCACUCAGGCUGGUAUGGGGAGACCGCCUGAUUUACGGGAGGUGCUUCAACAGAGAAGCUGAGUAG
This is a messenger RNA of Diaporthe citri, 4461 nucleotides long. RefSeq lists its product as uncharacterized. Bases 1 to 4461 code for a protein of 1486 amino acids. The record is from RefSeq and is a predicted model, not a curated record. Gene Ontology annotation, molecular function: protein binding. NCBI's taxonomy places the organism in Eukaryota, Fungi, Ascomycota, Sordariomycetes, Diaporthales, Diaporthaceae. The transcript has 7 exons.